Messenger RNA from Arachis duranensis, 2386 nucleotides. RefSeq names its product cysteine-rich receptor-like protein kinase 19. Gene Ontology annotation, molecular function: ATP binding; protein kinase activity. The transcript has 7 exons. The record is from RefSeq and is a predicted model, not a curated record. Lineage: Eukaryota; Viridiplantae; Streptophyta; Magnoliopsida; Fabales; Fabaceae. Gene Ontology annotation, biological process: protein phosphorylation. The coding region runs from base 215 to 2278 and encodes 687 amino acids.
CCUUGUUUUUAAUCAAUUACAUCUAAUGUAGAAUAUGAUUCCAUUCUGGCCAGCUGGCUAUAGUGAUAGUUGUUGAAAUGAUCAUGUUCUAGCCGCCACCAACCAAUUAACCCACCCGUAUCAAUAAUCGACCAUUCAUUAUAUCCUCGCUCUAAUUACUCUCCACUUUAAUUAAACACGAAAGAUCAGAGUUAGUUAGGAAUGAUGUAAUAUAAUGUCGUUUCUUAAACUCAUAUUAUUCAACUACCUUUGCUUCUUUCUCAGUCUCAUCACCACCUUCAAUUUGUUCAUAACCGAAGCCAGUAAUAAUAAUAAUAAUAAUCAUAGUAAUGAGCUUGAUUACUUGAAAUGCGAUUGUUUAAACAACAAAACCAUCUCUCCUAUUAUUCCCACUACCAUCUACAGAUCCAACCUCCAAACCCUUCUCACCUCCCUCUCUUCCCACGCGGCCACCGCCGGCUUCUACAACGCCACCGCCGGCGGCGGCCACCCGAACGAAACAAUCUAUGGGAUGUACAUGUGCCGCGGUGACGUCAGCAACCAGACAUGCCAAGAGUGCGUAGAAACAGCAAAGCAGGAAAUAGGGUCAAGGUGUGGGAAUAACUCGAAAGAAGGCAUAAUUUGGUACCACCAAUGCUUCCUUCGCUACUCGAAUCGUUCGUUCUUCUCUACCUUGGAUGAGUGGCCUCGCCUUGAGUACAUCGUUCACAACAAUGGCAGCAAUGCGGGCAAUGAAGGAAGCUACGGGUGGUUGUUGGCGAGCACGUUGAACGAGGCAAUUGAAGAGGCGAAGAGCAAGAUGAAGAAAUUUGCAACAAAACACGCGAGCUUGAAUGGUUCUAAGAACGUAUAUACACUUGUUCAGUGCACUCCGGAUCUGUGGAGAGAAGAUUGCAGUAAGUGUUUGAAUGAUUUAAUGAAGGAUAUUCCUAUGUGCUGUUUGGGAACCGAUGGUGGGAUGGUUCUUUCUCCAAGCUGCAAUUUGAUGUUCGGAUUACGCCAAUUUUACUCCAAUGUUACUAUUCGUACCACCUGGAAUUCACUACCUAAUUCUAGACUUGGUAAAUAUCAAACUAAGCUUUCAGGGAAACCAAGUGGCAGAAGAUUAAAGAUUAUCAUAGCGUCUACUGUUCCUAUUGUUGCUUUCUUGAUGCUUUAUUUCUUUGGCUAUCAUUUCCGGCGGAUAAAUGCUCUGCGGCGUUAUAAGGCUAUCCUUAAAGAAAAUUUUGGAAACGAAAGUACUACUUUGGAGUCAUUGCAAUUUGACUUAGUUACGAUUGAAGAAGCAACAAACAAUUUUUCUUGUGCAAACUUGAUAGGUAAAGGUGGAUUUGGAGAAGUUUACAAGGGCAUUCUUUCUGAUGGACGAGAAAUAGCGGUAAAAAGAUUAUCAAUAACUUCCGAGCAAGGCAUUGCGGAAUUUAAGAAUGAAGUUUUGCUGAUAGCUAAACUUCAACACAGAAAUCUUGUUGCAUUAUUGGGAUUUUGCUUACAAGAAGGAGAGAAAAUACUUAUUUAUGAAUUUGUUCCUAACAAGAGCCUAGACUACUUUUUAUUCGGUUCUGAACUGCAUAGGCUAUUAAGUUGGUGUGAGAGAUUUAAAAUUAUAGGCGGAAUUGCUAGUGCAAUUCUUUAUUUACAUGAGUAUUCUCGCCUCAAAAUUAUACACCGUGAUAUCAAACCUAGUAAUAUUUUAUUAGAUGCCAACAUGAAUCCUAAAAUUUCAGAUUUUGGCAUGGCAAGAAUGGUUGCUAUUGAUCAAGAUCAAGGACGAACACGUAGAAUUGUGGGAACAUAUGGUUAUAUGUCCCCAGAAUAUGCUAUGUUAGGAAAAUAUUCGGAAAAAUCUGAUAUCUUCAGUUUUGGAGUUAUGAUUUUGGAGAUUGUUAGUGGCAAAAAAAAUUCUUCUUAUGACUCUUACUACAACGAUGGUCUCUUGAGUCAUGCUUGGAAGCAAUGGAGAGAUGGGACACCAUUUGAAAUACUGGACCCAAAUCUACAUGAAUCAUGUUCUCAAAUGGAAGUGAUUAGAUGCAUCCAAGUUGGUUUACUAUGUGUUCAAGAAAAUCCUAAUGAUAGGCCACAAAUGGCAGAAGUAGUUUCAUAUCUAAGUAACCUCUCCAUUGAGUUGCCAUUUCCUCACGAGCCUGCUUUUUUUGUACAUGGUAGAAUGAAUCCAAAUAUGGUCGCACUAGAAGUUGAUUCAGGACACCUAAGCAAUUGUUCCACUCAACAUUCACUCAACGAAAUGUCUAUUAGUAUCUCUGUUCCACGAUAGUACGAGGUCAAUUGAAGCCAUUACACGUGUGUGUUAGUGUGUACAUAUAUGAAAUUCAAAUUCUUUUAUUCAAAUAAUGGAUAUAAUAAAUAUCAGUUACUUUGAAUU